Messenger RNA from Venustampulla echinocandica, 1896 nucleotides. RefSeq lists its product as uncharacterized. The coding region runs from base 1 to 1896 and encodes 631 amino acids. Lineage: Eukaryota; Fungi; Ascomycota; Leotiomycetes; Helotiales; Pleuroascaceae. The transcript has 4 exons. The record is from RefSeq and is a predicted model, not a curated record.
AUGCAGAUCCGAGCUACCAGGGCAAGAUGCGACGAACAUAUCCUGUCCAUCCAGCCAAGCCAGGAGGAGGUGAGAGCGUUCAAGUGCUUUGAUAUCAAACUUCUCAGCCCUGAAGCCUUGUGGCCUUCGUUGCUCAUGAACUUCAUUCACCGAUGGAUGCACCGCUACGGACUAUACAAGGCCCAUCGGUCUAACGCUACAGCCUUCACAGCGCUUACAAAUGCGGUUAUGGCAAGAGCAGGGCUACAGGCAAAUAAAGUAGAGGAAACAGCGCGGAAGUGCAACUCUUUAGUUCGAACCUCCUCUCAAGUAUGGAAGCAAGAGGGGUUACUCGUUCAAAGAGGCCAUUCACUUGGCAAGUCCUCGGUACUUAAGGAGGUUUGGGCCGCCUAUACUACCCGGUUUGAUGCUUUCGAGACGGCUACGUUAAUAGACGGAGACUACCCUAAUCCGCAAGUCAACAUGCCCACGACAAUUUUAAUAUUUGAACAGCGCGGUUCUAAAAGUCCCUGCCUCGAAGUCGUCAAGAAGCCCCGGGGGAACAGCAUCGAUACGUCUAUUCAGAACCCAAACUCCCCGGUUUGCCCGCUUAGUCCGGGCGGCGUCCAGAACCGGGAAUUCCAUUGUGUCAGCAAGGGGUCAAAUCUAGAUAUGGUCUCCAUAGCUCAUAAAGCCCUCUCAACCUUAGACUGCAUCGAGGAGGGAGGAAACUCCCAUUUGGCCGAAUUGGCUUUGUUGCCAGAUUCUUCCCCAGGGGAAGGUAACAAGAGCAACUCUACCAAGAGUGACUUGCCAGGCCGCAGCCUCCCUAUCGCGCAGUUGCUGAACCCUCCCACCACACCUCCUACAAUUGGAUCAAACCCUAUCCAACACCUGUGCGAACUCGCAAGUACUACCGAUGCUGGCCUGCAACAAACUAAUUCUCCAACAGAGGACCCAGGGCAGUCUACGGCACAACGUUUAAAUCCUAGCUGCAACGGUUCAAGCAUCUCCAGCCGGGGCAUUAGAGGCAUCCCGGAGCUUCCACACUCGCAGAGGCUCCAGUCCAUUGCGAAAAUCCUUGUGCCCCAGUAUCACAAACCCGGGGGAUGGCUAGCCGUCCAUAUCGACACUUUCAUGUCACAAACAGUAUCCCAAUUUUUUGAAUGGUAUACGCAGGCUGCGAAACUACGCCGGGUCAUAAUUCCCUCCACGCUGAUGGUUGAGUUGUUAGACGUGGCGUCGGAGUCGGGUAGGCGAAUACCCAUUACUCGAGCUGGUCAUGCCACAUUCCAGGCAUCCAAAUCACUUAUAUGGCGCUCGUUCGUCUAUGCCGUUGUAUCAAAUCCAUGCUUAGAUAGGUUUAGGAUAGCUGUCACGCCGUCUGACGCGGCGGCCACUCCUCAGCUAGGUGUUAAGACCAGUAAACGAAUUUGCCCUACGCCUUCGAAUAGCCCAAAUCCAACCGCACUCGACCAUGCCACCGUUUCCCGAGCAUGCCAAAGCCAACCCCUGCAAGCAGGCCCAGUACGAGAGCCGACUAGUCAACGAGUCCGCAAUACAUUUCAUUCUCGAUUUCCGACAGUCGCCGUCCACAUUCAGGUGAAUGAGCGCGGUGGUAUGAGCGACCGCUAUCCAGAAUCUGUCAUUACGUCUAAAAUAGAUAAUGUGGGGUUCUUUGCCUGGUUUGCGGAAGAGACUGACUACGGCGGCGUUAUAGGGCCAGCGGAAUUGAGAUUUUCUUUCAAGGAUUCACUACCAACUCCAAAAGACAAUCUGAUCUCUAGAGGCAAUAAGGCGCAUUUUGAAUAUAUGCAGAAGGAUAUCAGGCCGAUGUGUGAAAAUGCAGUUUCUUGUAUGCCAGGUUUAGCUGAGUUUGUCAUUAUAGUUACAGCGCCUGGGUGGAGUGCAAAGUAA